Messenger RNA from Miscanthus lutarioriparius, 1479 nucleotides. NCBI's taxonomy places the organism in Eukaryota, Viridiplantae, Streptophyta, Magnoliopsida, Poales, Poaceae. The record is from the annotation of a GenBank genome assembly.
AUGUCCGAUCACCGGGCGAAGCGGCCGUCCGACGGCGCAGCCACGGUGGCAUCGCCGGCGGCGAAGCGCGCCCGUGACCCGUCCGCGCCGGCGUUACCCACGAACAAGGAAGCUCCCGACAUGCCCCCCAAGAUUCGCAUCUUCUGCGAAAUCCUGGCCUCCCGCGCCGACGACGCGAAACUGAUAGCCGAGCUCGACAUGGCCGACAUCCGCGUAACCACCGCUGACGUCGAGCAGGUGCUCCGCUUCUCCUACGCGCACCCGCGCGCCGCCGCCACCUUCUUUCGCUGGGCGGGAUACAAGCACCUCGGCCACGAGCACUCCCCCUACUCGUGGAACCUCCUCGUCGACAUGCUCGGUCAAAAUCUCCUCUUCGAGCCCAUGUGGGACACCGUCAAAUCCAUGCACUCGCAGCGGCUGCUCUCGCUCGCCACUUUCGCCUCCAUAUUCUCCUCCCUGGCGGCGACCCCCGGCGGUUCCCCGCUCAAGGCGUUCAUGGACAUGCCGCGCUACGGCAUGAUCCGCGACACGCCAGCGCUCAACUCGCUCCUCUCCGCGCUCUGUCGUGCCAACCGCCUCGACGACGCCCGCGCCGCGAUCCCAGUAGCCCGCGCCGAGGCCGGCACGCCCUCGGAUGCCGACUCCUACGCCAUCCUCCUCGAGGGCUGCGAGGCUGCCGCCGACCCGCGGGUUGCGCGCGAGGUGUUCGACGAAAUGGUGCAAGCCAUUGGCUUUGUUCCUGACAACGUGCCUGCCUAUGACUCCUUCCUCACUACCCUUGUUUCAAGCGACUCCUCCACGGCGCUACCAGAAGCAAUGCAGUACCUGCUUGUCUUAAGCAGGCGCAGCUGUUCGCCAGGAGAGAAGUUCUUCCGUGCUGCUCUCACUGCACACCUUAAGGCACGACAAUUGCUCGGUGCCAUGGACCUCUGGGAUGACUUUGUUGGGCGUCGAGGACUUGUCCCAGAUAUGGAAAUGUAUAACACAAUGAUCAUGCUGCAGGGCAGUCUUGGGCAGGCUGAGGUGAUAGUGAAUUAUCUCGACGAUAUGAUCUCCAAUGGAGUGUUCCCUGAUACCAACACAUACAAUGUGGUCCUCCAGCUUUUGCUGAAGGGAAGGAAGCUCCGAGAGGCAGCUGCAAUAUUUAGUGAGAUGGUCAAGAACGAAUGUUGGCCAAACGAGGAAAAUUGUUCACUUGCACUUCGCAUGUUUUUGGAUACACGCUAUUGGGAGACUGGGAUCAAAGUCUGGAGCUGCAUGGUGGAGAAUGGCUUGCCGCCUUUAGAGGAGUGUGGUAACAUGCUUGUAUCAAAGCUGAAGGAUGACAGGCUACCUGAGGCAUGCAAAUAUGCAGAAGACAUGAUUGAUCGGGGUAUCAAGUUGAGUUCAUCGACACUGUCCAAGCUGAAGCAGUGCCUGCAGAAGAUUAAGAAAGGAGAGAUCCAUGAUCACCUACUUAGAAAAUGGAAGGCACAUUAG